Messenger RNA from Trichechus manatus latirostris (Florida manatee), 1721 nucleotides. It is a transcript of the gene DTD1, whose product is annotated as D-aminoacyl-tRNA deacylase 1. Gene Ontology annotation, biological process: tRNA metabolic process. Bases 174 to 803 code for a protein of 209 amino acids. Gene Ontology annotation, cellular component: cytoplasm. The record is from RefSeq and is a predicted model, not a curated record. NCBI's taxonomy places the organism in Eukaryota, Metazoa, Chordata, Mammalia, Sirenia, Trichechidae. The transcript has 6 exons. Gene Ontology annotation, molecular function: D-tyrosyl-tRNA(Tyr) deacylase activity.
UGGGUGGGCGUGGCCGACGCGGGGCGGGGCGGGGAGGGGCGCCGCCGACCUGGGUCAGACGGGCUCGCUGGCGCACUUCCGAGUGUCACCCCCAGAGGGCGCCGGCCGCACAACCGCCUAGCGUCGCGAGGCCGGAGUGUACGCGGCGCCGCCCAGCCGCUGCAGCCGCUGUCAUGAAGGCCGUAGUGCAGCGCGUCACCCGGGCCACCGUCACAGUUGGAGGAGAGCAGAUCAGUGCCAUUGGACGGGGCCUCUGUGUGUUGCUGGGUGUUUCUCUGGAGGAUACACAUAAAGAAUUGGAGCACAUGGUCCGAAAGAUUUUAAACCUGCGCGUGUUUGAGGACGAGAGUGGGAAGCACUGGUCAAAGAGUGUGAUGGACAAACAGUACGAGGUGCUGUGUGUCAGCCAGUUCACCCUCCAGUGCGUCCUCAAGGGGAACAAGCCCGACUUCCACCUGGCCAUGCCCACGGAACAGGCCGAGGGCUUCUACAACAGCUUCCUGGAGCAGCUGCGGAAGGCGUACAGGCCAGAGCUCAUCAAAGAUGGCAAGUUUGGUGCCUACAUGCAAGUUCACAUUCAGAACGAUGGGCCUGUGACCAUAGAACUGGAAUCCCCGGCCACCAGCGCCGCCACCUCUGAUCCAAAACAGCUGUCAAAGCUUGAAAAACAGCAGCAGCGGAAAGAAAAGACCAGAGCCAAGGGGCCUUCCGAAUCAAGCAAAGAGAGAAACGUACCUCGGAAAGAAGACCGCAGUGCCAGCAGCGGGGCGGAAGGGGACGUGUCGUCGGAGCGGGAGCCGUAGGCGGAAGAAACUGGGAGCUCAGUGCAUUAUCAUUGGGCAGAAAUGGAUCCUGAAAAAUUCUUAAAAGAUGUUCAGCACCUACACUGCUUUAAGGAUUUGGAAGUGAAACAUGAAGAGGAAAACAGAAAUAAGAAAUUGGGAAACUGACUAACCCUGCAAAAAAGCAACCAAAGGAACGUUAGCAUUUUCUGUUGUUGCCAUGGUCCAGUAGAGGCAGCGGGUCCUGCCGAUCUGGAGGAGGGCACCUGUUGCAUUUCUCCCAGCUUCAGAAAUGCACCUGGCAGCAGGGCACACGCACGCCUCCCCCACAGAAAGGCUUCGUUGGUUCCUACAAUGCCUUGGCUUGACUUUGGAGCAGGCUGGUACAACAUCAUUUGUCACUGAAUCUUCCUUUCUCACUGUGGUAUAUUUCCAUGUGUCUGUGAUGGUGUCAGACACGCUCAUGCUGUCCACGUUCUUUGUAGCACUGAUUCAUAAGCCAGGGCCAGUGUGAAGGUGUAAAGGAAAUAAUCAUCAAUCGUAAUGUAUUGUGUGAGACCUCUGCAUCUUGUAAGUUUUCUUUUUUCUAAAAAGAAAUAGUAAUAAAAUCCCAAACCUCAACAAACCACCUUAUUAUUUAACAAAUCCUGCUGUGUUUCUGCUUAAUGAUGUUGUCUAUAGAAUACAUGUUUGACCACUCUCAGUAUAUAUCUACACUUCUUUUCAAAUAACCCUCUUGCAGAAGGCCCUCCCUGAGCAACCUGCACAGGUCUGAUUCCACGGUGAGAGCUGACCUAUCAUAAUUUACAGUUGAUAACAUUUUACUUGGAAAUGAGAUGGCAGGAAAUUGGAGAGUAGAUGGGAAAGAAACCCAGUUUUGGAAUGCCAGAUGAUCAAGACGAAGUGUGACUGGUACAUCUGGUUUAUCCACCUUUGGGA